This is a messenger RNA of Nannospalax galili (Upper Galilee mountains blind mole rat), 4290 nucleotides long. Its product is annotated as disintegrin and metalloproteinase domain-containing protein 25-like. Lineage: Eukaryota; Metazoa; Chordata; Mammalia; Rodentia; Spalacidae. The record is from RefSeq and is a predicted model, not a curated record. The transcript has 3 exons. Gene Ontology annotation, biological process: proteolysis; male gonad development. Gene Ontology annotation, cellular component: plasma membrane; external side of plasma membrane; sperm head plasma membrane. Gene Ontology annotation, molecular function: metalloendopeptidase activity.
AUGGAAAACCAUAUGGUGGUGUCUACUUGCAACCCCAACACCCUCUUGGGAAGCCUGGGGCUGAAGGAUCACAAAUUCAAAGCCAGACCAGGUGACAUAAGAGGACACAGGCAGCAGAGCCACCUCUCACCCUCCUUUGCAAUCUCAUAGGACAUGGUAGCUAUGGGUGAGACCCUGGCUCACAUAAGGAUCACUCUCCUGCAGCUCUGGCUGGAGAGGUUGCUCUGUUUUUCAGUGUGGCCCCUGUCUGGGUGUGCUCAACACACCAGCCUCCCAGAAGUAGUGAUACCCUUGAGGGUCACUGGAACCAGUAGAAGAAUGUGGGCUGCAGGCUGGCUGUCCUAUAGCCUGCACUUUGGAGGCCAGAGACACAUUGUCCACAUGAAGGCCAAGAAGUUUUUGGUAUCUAAACAUUUGUCUGUGUUCACGUACACAGACCAAGGUGCCCUCCUUGAGGACCAGCCUUUUGUCAGGAGUGACUGCUACUAUCUUGGUUUUGUGGAAGGAGACCCAAUAUCCACAGUUGCCCUUACCACCUGUUUUGGGGGCUUUCAAGGAAUACUUCAAGUAAAUAACACAGCUUAUGAAAUCAAGCCCCAAAAUGCUUCUUCCACAUUUGAACAUCUAAUUUAUAAGAUCGACAAUGAGGAGACAGAAUUAUUCCCCAUGAGAUGUGGAUUGACAGAGGAAGAAUUAGCACGGCAAUUGAAGAUUCAAGCGCGCUAUAACUUCACCCUCAGGCAGAGCAGCUACGAGGGAUGGUGGACCCACAAACGAUAUCUUGAAGUGGCAUUAGUGGUAGACCAUCAGAGAUAUGUUUUUCAGCAAUGCAACAUUUCACUUGUGUUAUCAGAAGUAUACCUCAUUGUCAAUGUAGUAAAUGCCAUUUAUUAUACACUAGAUCUUGAUGUAAUCGUACAGGGAGUUGAGAUCUGGACUGAAGGAAACCCAGUGACAGUGCAUGACAUCGAUCAACUCCUUACUGAUUUUUGUAUUUGGAAGAAGAUCAACCUUGAUCAUCGUCUACAACAUAAUAUUGCACAUCUUUUUGUAGAACAUAAUUUUGGUAUAUCUCUUGGCUUAGCCUAUGUUGGAAGUGUCUGCAUGCCAUCCCUUAACUGUGGAGUUGAUCGAAUGGUGGGAUCAGAUUUGUUUACCCUGGGACGCAUUAUGGCACAUGAGUUAGGUCAUAAUUUGGGUAUGUUGCAUGAUGAAGCUUCAUGUACAUGUGGAGAGAGCUUAUGCUUAAUGGCUCCAACAGACAAUAUAAACAUCAGAUUUAGUAACUGCAGUUAUGGAAUGUUUUUGAAAACGUAUGAUACUACCAAUUGUUUGCACAAGAUACACAGACCAUUAAGCAUCCUCAGAGUGACCUUUUGUGGGAAUGGUGUGGUUGAAGAUGGAGAGGAGUGUGACUGUGGAUCUGAAACGAUGUGUAGAAAUGAUCCCUGUUGCAUGAAGGGCUGCACUCUGAAAUAUGGUGCUGCCUGUUCUUUUGGGCUUUGUUGCAAAGAUUGCCAGUUCAUGCCAUCUGGCACAGUGUGUAGAGAAAAUAACAGUGAAUGUGACCUUCCAGAGUGGUGUGCUGGAACUUCACAUGAAUGUCCUGAAGAUGUCUAUGUGCUGGAUGGGACCCCUUGCCAUGGUGGUGGCUACUGCUAUGAAAAGAGAUGUAAUAACCGUGAUCAACAGUGCCAGCAAAUUUUUGGCAAGGAAGCCAGGAGUGCAGCUCAGACUUGCUACAGGAAAAUCAACACCCAAGGUGACCGUUUUGGCAACUGUGGUAUAUCCAGUCAUACAUACAUAAGAUGUAAUGACUCAGAUGUCCUGUGUGGGAGAAUCCAGUGUGAGAACAUCGCAGAUAUUCCACAUUUAAAAGAGCAUUCCACUGUGCACUGGCAUCAAUUCAAUGAUGUCACUUGCUGGGGUACGGACUACCAUUUUGGGAUGACCAUUCCUGACAUUGGUGAAGUAAGAGAUCAAUCUGUUCUUUCUCUUCCACCUUGGCCUCAUAGAGGACACAGGCAGCAGAGCCACCUCUCACCCUCCUUUGCAAUCUCAUAGGACAUGGUAGCUAUGGGUGAGACCCUGGCUCACAUAAGGAUCACUCUCCUGCAGCUCUGGCUGGAGAGGUUGCUCUUUUUUUCAGCGUGGCCCCUGUCUGGGUGUGCUCAACACACCAGCCUCCCAGAAGUAGUGAUACCCUUGAGGGUCACUGGAACCAGUAGAAGAAUGUGGGCUGCAGGCUGGCUGUCCUAUAGCCUGCACUUUGGAGGCCAGAGACACAUUGUCCACAUGAAGGCCAAGAAGUUUUUGGUAUCUAAACAUUUGUCUGUGUUCACGUACACAGACCAAGGUGCCCUCCUUGAGGACCAGCCUUUUGUCAGGAGUGACUGCUACUAUCUUGGUUUUGUGGAAGGAGACCCAAUAUCCACAGUUGCCCUUACCACCUGUUUUGGGGGCUUUCAAGGAAUACUUCAAGUAAAUAACACAGCUUAUGAAAUCAAGCCCCAAAAUGCUUCUUCCACAUUUGAACAUCUAAUUUAUAAGAUCGACAAUGAGGAGACAGAAUUAUUCCCCAUGAGAUGUGGAUUGACAGAGGAAGAAUUAGCACGGCAAUUGAAGAUUCAAGCGCGCUAUAACUUCACCCUCAGGCAGAGCAGCUACGAGGGAUGGUGGACCCACAAACGAUAUCUUGAAGUGGCAUUAGUGGUAGACCAUCAGAGAUAUGUUUUUCAGCAAUGCAACAUUUCACUUGUGUUAUCAGAAGUAUACCUCAUUGUCAAUGUAGUAAAUGCCAUUUAUUAUACACUAGAUCUUGAUGUAAUCGUACAGGGAGUUGAGAUCUGGACUGAAGGAAACCCAGUGACAGUGCAUGACAUCGAUCAACUCCUUACUGAUUUUUGUAUUUGGAAGAAGAUCAACCUUGAUCAUCGUCUACAACAUAAUAUUGCACAUCUUUUUGUAGAACAUAAUUUUGGUAUAUCUCUUGGCUUAGCCUAUGUUGGAAGUGUCUGCAUGCCAUCCCUUAACUGUGGAGUUGAUCGAAUGGUGGGAUCAGAUUUGUUUACCCUGGGACGCAUUAUGGCACAUGAGUUAGGUCAUAAUUUGGGUAUGUUGCAUGAUGAAGCUUCAUGUACAUGUGGAGAGAGCUUAUGCUUAAUGGCUCCAACAGACAAUAUAAACAUCAGAUUUAGUAACUGCAGUUAUGGAAUGUUUUUGAAAACGUAUGAUACUACCAAUUGUUUGCACAAGAUACACAGACCAUUAAGCAUCCUCAGAGUGACCUUUUGUGGGAAUGGUGUGGUUGAAGAUGGAGAGGAGUGUGACUGUGGAUCUGAAACGAUGUGUAGAAAUGAUCCCUGUUGCAUGAAGGGCUGCACUCUGAAAUAUGGUGCUGCCUGUUCUUUUGGGCUUUGUUGCAAAGAUUGCCAGUUCAUGCCAUCUGGCACAGUGUGUAGAGAAAAUAACAGUGAAUGUGACCUUCCAGAGUGGUGUACUGGAACUUCACAUGAGUGUCCUGAAGAUGUCUAUGUGCUGGAUGGGACCCCUUGCCAUGGUGGUGGCUACUGCUAUGAAAAGAGAUGUAAUAACCGUGAUCAACAGUGCCAGCAAAUUUUUGGCAAGGAAGCCAGGAGUGCAGCUCAGACUUGCUACAGGGAAAUCAACACCCAAGGUGACCGUUUUGGCAACUGUGGUAUAUCCAGUCAUACAUACAUAAGAUGUAAUGACUCAGAUGUCCUGUGUGGGAGAAUCCAGUGUGAGAACAUCGCAGAUAUUCCACAUUUAAAAGAGCAUUCCACUGUGCACUGGCAUCAAUUCAAUGAUGUCACUUGCUGGGGUACGGACUACCAUUUUGGAAUGACCAUACCUGAUACUAGUAUAGUGAAAGAUGGAACAAGCUGUGGUCUAGAGCAUAUGUGUUUGCACAGGAAAUGUGUCCCAAAGCCAAUAUGGGCCAGUAAUUGUUCACCGAAAACAACCUGCAAUAUGAAAGGGGUUUGCACCAAUAAACAACACUGCCACUGCAACCCUGGGUGGGAUCCACCAUACUGCAUGACAGGAAGCAAUGGAGGGAGUAAGGACAGCACUCCAGAACCUUGGAAGGAAGAGAAGACUGAGAAAAAUUAUGUGCCAUUGAUUAUCGUAAUUCUUUUAUGCAUUUCUAUGUUCUCUGUGUUAAUUUGGCUUUGGACAUGGUACAUAAUUUCACCUGUAAAGGAGGAGAGCACUGUUCCCUCUUCACUUGAAGAAGAGUUCAGUGGUAAAAGUUCUAUUGUGACAGAUUAA